AUGUCCAAAGUGGUUGAAACAGGUGUUCAAGGCUUCUGGACCGUCUCUGAGAGGGCAGAAGAUUAUAUGGUUGAUAAGAAGGUGCUCUAG
Peronospora matthiolae is the source of this 90-nucleotide messenger RNA. NCBI's taxonomy places the organism in Eukaryota, Oomycota, Peronosporomycetes, Peronosporales, Peronosporaceae. The record is from the annotation of a GenBank genome assembly.